AGAUUUCCGGCGCCGCCCGCCUUCCUCUUCCCUACCCCCUCCCACGACACUCCGCGACAGCGCGCGCUUCUUAACCCCACGGGUGGACUCACUGUUGGGUGGCGGCUGCACCAAGCCUGGCUGGGAGUCCGGGGGCCGCAGGAGUGGACGCGCGCCAAGGUCUCGAAGGACUCCGGGCAGAGCUUUCUGCUCUCUCCGGCUCGGCCCAGCCAAGGAGAAGAGGGGCGCUGGAACGUGGCCGCCGCGCUCACCGCUGAAGCGAGUAUUCAACCGAGAUCCAGGGCCUGGCGGCUCAAGGCAAGACGUUGUCGGCAGGCGUGAAUUUGAAACCAAUCUGUUCAUGAAAAGUGACGGCAUACCAGCCACAGUAUGUCAAGAAAGAAGAAAAGAUCCAAUAGAAAUGUUUCAUUCUGGGCAGCUGGUAAAAGUCUGUGCCCCAAUGGUUCGCUAUUCAAAGUUGGCUUUUAGAACACUAGUGAGAAAAUACAAUUGUGAUCUGUGUUAUACACCAAUGAUAGUUGCUGCUGAUUUUGUGAAAUCUAUAAAAGCCAGAGACAGUGAAUUCACCACAAACCAAGGUGAUUGCCCAUUGAUUGUUCAGUUUGCUGCUAAUGAUGCAAGACUUUUAUCUGAAGCUGCUCGAAUAGUCUGUCCUUAUGCAAAUGGAAUAGACAUUAACUGUGGUUGCCCUCAGAGGUGGGCAAUGGCAGAAGGUUAUGGGGCUUGCUUGAUAAACAAGCCAGAGCUUGUUCGAGAUAUGGUGAAACAAGUAAGAAAUCAAGUGGAAAACCCCAGAUUUUCAGUUUCUAUUAAAAUAAGGAUCCAUGAAGAUCUCAGAAGAACAGUAGAUCUUUGUCAAAAGGCUGAAGCAACGGGAGUUUCCUGGAUUACAAUCCAUGGAAGAACUGUUGAAGAAAGACAUCAGCCAGUGCACUAUGAUGCUAUUAAAAUAAUUAAGGAAAAUAUAUCUAUACCUGUAAUUGCUAAUGGAGACAUCAGAAGCUUAAAAGAAGCAGAAAAUGUGUGGCAGGUGACUGGAACAGAUGGUGUGAUGGUUGCAAGAGGACUUUUAGCAAACCCUGCCAUGUUUGCUGGAUAUGAGGAAACCCCACUGAAAUGCAUCUGGGACUGGGUUGACAUCGCCCUUGAACUUGGAACUCCAUAUAUGUGUUUCCAUCAACACCUAAUGUACAUGAUGGAAAAGAUAACUUCAAGGCAAGAAAAGAGAGUAUUCAAUGCUCUGUCAAGCACAUCGGCAGUCUUGGAUUACCUUACAGACCAUUACAGCAUUUGACCUCACAAGUCAUUGUCAUGUAUAUUUUAUACCUACAGUAUAAAUACAGUCAUUGGGAGCAUUUUAAAACAUGUAUCCUGGACUUAUUCUUCAAAGAUUCUGAUUCAGUAGAUCUGGAUAUGAACAGAAAUGUAAGACCCCAUGUGGUUGGAAUAUCCUGCUCAUUGUAUUAUGUAUUUGUUGGCGGGAGGUGGGAUUUUUUUUCCUAAAAGAAUCAUGGUUUUAACAUUUUUAAAUAAAACUUAUAUUUUAAUACAAUAAAGUGUGACUCAGCAUUUAUAAGUGAACAAGAAGUAUGUUUUUAAUUUUAAAAAGUGCAGAGAAGUGGUAGAACAAAUGGCAACAUCCAUAUAAAAUGAGAAAGAACAAAAAAUUCUGAAUAGAAUUAUACUCAGGACUUCCUUUAAAAGUUCAAAAGAUUGGAGCAGCACUGUGGCUUAGCAGGUAAAGCUGCCACCUGCAGUGCCAGCAUCCCAUGUGGGCACCAGUUCCAGUCUCCUUGUGAUCCAGCUCCCUGCUAAAGCGACUGGGAAAGCAAGAGAGGCUGGCCCAAGCGCUUGGACCCUUGCACCCACAUGGGAGACUCAGAAGAAGCCCGAGGCUCCUGGCUUCAGAUGAGCCCAGCUCUGGCCCUUGGGGCCAGAAGAAGACCCCUCU
This is a messenger RNA of Oryctolagus cuniculus (rabbit), 1951 nucleotides long. It is a transcript of the gene DUS4L, whose product is annotated as dihydrouridine synthase 4 like. Gene Ontology annotation, biological process: tRNA processing. Lineage: Eukaryota; Metazoa; Chordata; Mammalia; Lagomorpha; Leporidae. Gene Ontology annotation, molecular function: tRNA dihydrouridine synthase activity; flavin adenine dinucleotide binding. The record is from RefSeq and is a predicted model, not a curated record.